Messenger RNA from Diaporthe amygdali, 387 nucleotides. RefSeq lists its product as uncharacterized. Lineage: Eukaryota; Fungi; Ascomycota; Sordariomycetes; Diaporthales; Diaporthaceae. The transcript has 2 exons. Bases 1 to 387 code for a protein of 128 amino acids. The record is from RefSeq and is a predicted model, not a curated record.
AUGCCCAGAUACUCCAUCUAUCCCGAGUCCCUCGUGGCUCCCAACCAGUUCUCCCCUUACCUGUCAGUCUCCUUCCGCAGGGGCGUGGAAAGCCGUGAUCCCAUCUUCCCCGCCUCGGGCCUCCAGCUCUCCUUCGAGAGGCCGGACUGCCAGCAGGAGAUCUUUGUCGAGCGCAUCACCGCGCGGGACGUCCAGUCCUCAGAGUCCGGUCUGUGCACCGUCAGCCUGCCCAAGGACGACAUGCCCAAGUAUGCGGUCCGCAAGGGCCUGGAGGAUACCGUCUGCGACGUCGUCGUCAAGCUGCACGCCUGGAAGGGCGAGCGCCACCUUGGCGCCUGGGAGGUCGGCAAGCUGAGCGGUGCCGACGCCUACAAGGUCGUGGCCUGA